Hyposmocoma kahamanoa is the source of this 890-nucleotide messenger RNA. RefSeq names its product brachyurin-like. The record is from RefSeq and is a predicted model, not a curated record. Gene Ontology annotation, biological process: proteolysis. Gene Ontology annotation, molecular function: serine-type endopeptidase activity. The transcript has a single exon. NCBI's taxonomy places the organism in Eukaryota, Metazoa, Arthropoda, Insecta, Lepidoptera, Cosmopterigidae. The coding region runs from base 6 to 878 and encodes 290 amino acids.
UAAAAAUGGUGCGUGUGUUGUUAGUACUGUGUCUGCUUGGGGUCUCGAUGGCGAAAGGCCACGAUUGGGAAGAGGGUUGGUUCAAUUGGCAUGAAAACGUGGGAGUAAAACAAGCCGAAUAUAUCAAAAGGUCGGAAGCUAAUAUAGUUGGCAUGAAACCAAUUGUCGGUGGAGCCAUUGCACCUGUCAACGCACAUCCCUAUCUAGUUGGUCUUCUCAUCGGCAUUAUAGGUUUACCUUCACCGUCUGCCUGCGGAGGAUCCGUCCUGAGCAAUACAAGAGUACUAACAGCAGCCCAUUGUUGGAACGAUGGCAGAAAUCAAGCACGAACUUUUGAGGUCGUCUUUGGUUCAGCAUUUCUGUUCCAUGGAGGAGUAAGAAUAUUUGCAGAUGGCAUAGCCGUACAUCCAGAAUAUUACGCCAGAAGAUUAGCAAACGACGUCGCUAUUUUGAGGUUAUCACGUCCAGUUGCGUUUUCAAAUACAAUCAGACCUGUGAAGCUGCCAUCUGGAGUAUUUAGAAACAUGAAUUUUACUGGAGUGUGGGCAAAAGCAUCUGGCUAUGGUAGAUAUUCGGACUUGACACUCCCAAAUGUGAAUACCGUCGUUCGCCACAUCUUCCUGCAAACAAUUCCGUUAGAUCCGUGCAGAGCAAAAUACGGAAGCAUUGUGUUAGACUCCAAUAUCUGUACGAGUGGUACUGGGGGCGUGGGGAUUUGCCAAGGAGACUCCGGGGGACCAUUGACGAUAAAUGCUCAAGGGGAAGACGUAUUGAUAGGCAUUAGUUCUUUCGUAGCAUAUCAUGGAUGUGAAUUAGGACUUCCUUCGGUCUUCGCAAGAGUUACUAGUUUUGUGGAUUGGAUUGAACGGUUUUUGUAAAUCAUUGACUAC